Messenger RNA from Trichobilharzia szidati, 2901 nucleotides. NCBI's taxonomy places the organism in Eukaryota, Metazoa, Platyhelminthes, Trematoda, Strigeidida, Schistosomatidae. The record is from the annotation of a GenBank genome assembly.
AUGUGUCAGAAGUAUUCACUUAUCAAGUUGAACUGUUUAAAUUGGAUACAAUUGAAGAGAAUUCAAUACUUUAAAAUUGAUAGUAAUAACAAGGGUAGCAGUAAUUAUAAUUAUCAAAUCUCAGAAUCAAAGCAGAAACUGUCAGCUAUUGAAACCAGAAGAAUAAUAUCAUCAACGCUAACAUCAUAUGAAAAUAAAAGUAAUCGUGAAAAAUGUUGUUAUACAACCACAACCACAACAACAAAUGCCAAAUUUAUGUAUCAACAAUAUUAUUAUUAUUACUUUUACAAAAAAACCAACUUUGUCAUUAAGUUCUUUUCUAGUUUUUUUAUAAUAAUGAUGUUAUUUUGUACAGUAAAUUCAUCCUCAUCCUCAUUGGCAUCGGCAUCGGCAUCCCUAUCCUCCGCCCUAUCAUCACCAGUAUCAUCUAACUCCUCCUCAUCAGCUUUAUCAUUAAGUGUAUCUCCUGGCAUAUCACCUAAACGCGUGGUACGUGCACCGAUUACUAGUAGACAUCAGUCAAUCAAUCCAAGAUUGUUACGUGAAAUUGGUGAAGGGACAUUACGUAUUGGUGGUGUUUUAACUCAACUACUCGAUGCUAUUGAAUUCUCAGUUGUCCAGGAAAGAACAGAUCCUUAUUUAAAUAUACAAUAUUUCAUUGGAUACAAUAGAUCUGCAUGGUUCACUGUUACACCGUGUACAAAUGUACUCAAUCGAGCUGAAUUUGUCGCAUCAUCUGCGUUCAAUGAACCAUGGGAAGAAAGUAAAACCUACGGUCUACAAUUAACUAAAGUAAAAACGUAUACCUCGAAAUGGCCUAACCAAAAAGUACGCAUUGAACCAUUCCCAGGUGAAAAAGAUCCACCGAAUUAUAUAUUAAAAAAUAAUAAGGAUACUAUCGUAAAUAUAUUUCGUUCACGACUUCAUUAUACACGAAGUAAACAUGAAAGAGAUAGUAUAAAUCUACGCUUAUACAGUCAACUUGGUGAUGCAUAUACCGUUCGAAUGAGCACACGUCGUUCACCGAAUCAUGCCUAUGAUGGCUAUCCUAUACUGGACAAAUCUUUAUCAGUAUCUGCAUGUUUAUUACAAGAUACAAAUGAUACACUGGACGUGUCAUGGAAUCGUGCAGUCAGUAAUUAUAUGCGUAUAAAUUACUGUGUGGUUGUCAACGCAGAAGAAAAUCUCUACUACCGGUGUACAGCAAUGGCCAGGUUAAAUCAGUCGGUUAAUUAUGCACGAAACGGAGAAGACGAUGAAUUUAAACGACCAAAAGUGUUUCAAGAAACUGAUCAUUUACGACCAAGAUUAAUUGAUAAUUAUGUAUAUAAAUGUGGCAUGAAAUCAAUAACACGAAUUAGAUUAUCCCCUGCACUUACAAUGAUUUUAAAUCAAUUACCGCUGAAUCAUUCCCUCAAGCUGUUCAUCAAUGUAUAUGCAAUCAAUAAACACAUGGAUAUUAGUACGGCAUAUCCUGUUCGAAUUAUUCAACACGGCAUAGAAAGAUGUGAUGCACGACGUAAGUUGGAUGAAAUCCAAGUUGUCUAUGAACCGCAUAAAUUCUCUUUAUUAUGGAAUUCUGAUGUCUCGUUUAAAUGGGAGCAUAAUAAGCAAACUGGCCAGUUGUAUUAUCAACCGUGUAGUUUACCUAGGGACAAAUCGAUGAAUUAUACAAUUUCAUUGGCUAGAAAGAUACUUUCAAGGAAUUCGCCUACAACAUCAAAUUCAAUGGAAAAAAAGUGUGAAUAUUCAAUAAACAAUCAUUAUGUGUUUCGGUUGUGUUUAAAUUCAUCAGAAGAUGGCGUCUACUAUAUGCAGCUGAACGGUGAUGUGAAAUUCAAAAAUGGAUUACCAGUUGGCAGAUAUUUUUUCCUCUCAUCGAAUGCUACCAGCAUUCUACCACAAAAACCAGAACAAACAUAUUAUCCUACAGAUAUAUCAAGUAUAGCUACCCAACCAUCAAGUAAUCAAACAAUCUUUCAAAUCCCACCAUUCCUAUUACAAAAUAGUCGACAUUAUCAACAUUUCAGGAGUUAUCGUGCUAAACGUGAUUAUUACCAUUAUUAUUAUCAUAAACAUCAUCACCAUCUUUUCAAUAAUCAUCAUCCUUAUUAUCAUUAUUUGAAUCGAUUAAAAUCAAAACAUAAAAAAUCGAAGCAAGAAUUAUUUAAAUAUAAAUUUAUUAAAAUGAAUCGAUAUUUAAGAGAGAAUAUUCCAUCUAGUUAUAGUGCUACUGCCACUUCUAAUCCUCCUUCUUCUUCUUCCAUUAUUCCAUCGAAUACGGACCAAGCCAAUCAGCAAAAUGUACACAUUCCAAGUAUACUGACACGUCGACUAAGAAAAAUCUCGUUGAAAAACGGUUUUCAAAUUGGUAUAGACUGUACACUACACCAGGUGUAUAUUAGUUUAUCAAUACAUAUUGAUCCACAUAAUUAUUGGAUAUAUACAAUACCGUUGGCGUGUAAUCUUACGGAUAACAUAUCAUUUAUGCUGGAUUAUAUCAAUAAUAUGACAAACUACUGUGAAUUUCCAGACUAUGCCGUGUCCAUGAGAAUUCGACAAACCUACAAACCAAUCCAUUGUCAAACAACUCAAGGUAUGCACACUCUAGAAUUGACUAUACCAGCUUAUCAUCGUCGAGAUUAUCCACGGUAUUAUUUAGUGCUAAUCUAUGCCUCAAGCGUGGAUGAUAUAACCGGGAAUUAUAAACAACUUUUUGUACGUCAAAUAUUGGAUACAUGUAAUAUUAUCUCGAACGGGUGUUAUCCUAAGGCAUUAUCAAAUUGUCGUCAAAAUUUUCCAUCACAUCUACCUCCAACCUUUGAUCCACUGAUGUCUAGUUCAGUGAUAUUGAAUUCAAAUUCAUCUAGUCAGAUACCUGUUUGUAUGAUUGGUGAAUAG